GUGAGGGAGCGGUCCCUGCCCCUCUUGAGGGAGUCCCAGUCCCUGCUGCCCCCCCUGGAGGAGAUGGAGAGGAACAUCUCAGGUUUCUACCAGGCUCUGGAGAAGGCCAGUCACAUCACAGGGACCCCCAGCCCGGAGGGGGGGGACUUCAAGAUCAAGUGCCAGGAGCUGGUGACCUUCACUCACAGCUGUAAGAAGUGUCUGACCAACAUCGAGAGGAACCACCAGAACAUCCAGAAGAUUCUGAGCAGCAGCAGCACCUUGGAGCACCUGGACCUGAACCUGCUGCAGAAGAGAGUGGCCGACCUGCAGGCCUCCUCCCAGGUGACCUGUCUAUACUCAGGUGACCUGUCUAUACUCAGGUACGUUAACGUCCAGGUGACCUGUCUAUACUCAGGUGACCUGUCUAUACUCAG
Messenger RNA from Notothenia coriiceps (black rockcod), 416 nucleotides. RefSeq names its product nesprin-1-like. The annotation marks the transcript as partial. The record is from RefSeq and is a predicted model, not a curated record. NCBI's taxonomy places the organism in Eukaryota, Metazoa, Chordata, Actinopteri, Perciformes, Nototheniidae. The transcript has 5 exons.